Messenger RNA from Toxoplasma gondii ME49, 2859 nucleotides. Its product is annotated as adenylate and guanylate cyclase catalytic domain-containing protein. Gene Ontology annotation, molecular function: monoatomic ion channel activity. Lineage: Eukaryota; Apicomplexa; Conoidasida; Eucoccidiorida; Sarcocystidae. Gene Ontology annotation, biological process: monoatomic ion transport; cyclic nucleotide biosynthetic process; intracellular signal transduction. The transcript is spliced from 4 exons. Bases 1 to 2859 code for a protein of 952 amino acids. The record is from RefSeq and is a predicted model, not a curated record. Gene Ontology annotation, cellular component: membrane.
AUGGAGAAAGAUACGGGCAAGGGUGCGAAGAGGCGCCUCCAUAAAGGCUCGCCUGGUGGAGGCGAAGGCCGCAAGAAGAAGGCGGGCGACGCAGACACGAGAGUGCCGACUGUACGUACACCCGAAGAGAAGCACAGGCGCCAGUGUGUGUGCCCGAAAAUUCCUCCGCGAGUGCGCCUGGUGUGUUGUCGUGUUUUAGACAACAGAGUUGUGGAAGUGACCCUCAUGCUUUUGACUUUUUACGCGUUGUUUGGCGACGACGUUCGCCGCCUCGCGACCUCCCGGACCGCAGACCCGGUUUUUGACGCCUUCACGAGCGUUGCGCUCCUCGCGUUUGGUCUCGAAAUCGUCCUCAGCGCCAUCGGCAAGAAAGACUACUUGUUCCAUCUGUUCUUCUACCUCGACGUCGUCUCGCUGCUCUCCCUCGUCCUCGACCUCUCCUCCGUCGAUGAGGCAAUGCAUGUGUGGGCAGAAGAAGGAAGCUCAGCGACAGAAGGCGACGUGAGUCAGGCGGCGCUCGCGGGGAAAGCGGGCUCCAAGGUGGCGCGCAUGCUCCGCCUCAUUCGCCUCGUGCGCCUGAUUCGCGUGGCGAAACUCUACAAGAACAUCGGCUUUUCCAGCGCGCCGCAGCAAGACGACGAGUUCAGAGAGUUCGACAGCUUCUUAGAGCCGGAGGCCAUCGACCUCGACGACCUCAAGGAGGCGCCGGCCGCGAGCAAGCGCGGGGAGACCAGCGAGAACGCGGCCGAGGAGUUCCAGUCCGAAGUCGGGAAGAAAUUAACCGAAAAAACGACGCGGAAAAUCGUCUUUGUCGUCCUCGCUCUCACCCUUAUCAUCCCCGUCCUCUCAGAAGAAACCAUCGUCACCAAGUUCGCCUCGGAAAAAAGCGGACUCGAACUCGUUGCCGAAUACGCCACAGCUGCGCGGCGAGGCGAGAGACAGGAGUCCUGGCUGCGAGUGUACACGCACGCAACUUUGUUUUACAUGAAUUACCACCGAAGAGGGGGGAUCGGCGACAGCGGGGGCAACAGCAGUCACUUGGCGUUCUUUCAACUCGCUCUGCCCCUGUAUCAAACGACCAUGCUCGACGGGCGAAUAUACCAAGAUAUUCCUUGCACAGGCUUCGCCUCUUGCGCAAACAGUCUUGUGCUUCCUCCAGAAGCAGCUGCUCGUCUGUACCUGCCAGAAGCGGUGUCCAAAGGCGCCUUGAUUGUCGAUGACCUCGACAGUGUGGACGACCUCAGACUUUCAGAAAGGGAAGUCUACACUGCUUACUUCUGCAAUGCCGCCAGCGCGGACAGUGCGGUGGGGGGCAGCCCGAAGGCGACAGACUGCGACCUGGACAAGGUGACGCAGAUUCGCGCGGUGUUUGACCGCCGGUCGGCAUCGAAGAUCGAGGCCGGACUGAGCAUUCUGCGGACGUUCAUUGUGUGCUUCCUGUUGAUUGUUGGGGCGGUCUUGGUGACCCGAGACGAGAACAAGCUGGUGCUCGUCCCGAUCGAGCGCAUGAUGGGCAAGAUGAAGGAGAUUCAGAACAAUCCCCUCGCGGCGGCGAACAUGUCGGACGACGCGCCGCUCGACGGGACCUCGAAGAAGCUCCACGACGCGCACAGGCGCGCGCUGGAAGAGGAGGAGGCGUCUUCGCCGUUCAGGGUGCUCCAAGCCAUUUUCUCCGACAAGGGGAAGGGCGGAGCCGAGUCGAUGGAGACGGCGAUGCUGGAGAAGACAAUCAUCAAGAUUGGUGGGUUGCUCGCUCUCGGCUUCGGCGAGGCUGGCGCAGAGAUCAUCGCGAAGAACAUGAAGAACGCCGACGGGGGCCUGAACGCGAUGUUGGACGGGAAGAAGCUGCAGGCCGUCUUCGGCUUCUGCGACAUCCGCAACUUCACAGACGCGACGGAGAUCUUGAAGGAGAAAGUCAUGGUGUUUGUAAACCAGAUCGCGGAGAUCGUCCACGGAACGGUCGACCAAUACUCAGGGUGCGCGAACAAGAACAUUGGAGACGCAUUUCUCCUCGUCUGGAAAUUCCCCGAAGUCGAGCGAGAAGGCGGCGUCAAGGAACAACUCAUGGACACGGCGACCACGAACCGCCUCGCGGACAUGGCGCUUGUUUCCUUCGUCAAAAUCAUCGCCGAAAUCAACAAGUCGCAAGUUCUCGCGGAGUACAGAGACAUCCCAGAACUGAUCGAGAGACUGGGCACCGGGUGGAAAGUCAAGAUGGGCUUCGGCCUCCACGUCGGCUGGGCGAUCGAGGGCGCAAUUGGAUCUGAAUACAAAAUCGAUGCCUCCUACCUCUCCCCAAAUGUCAACAUGGCGUCUCGACUCGAAGCAGCCACUAAACAGUAUGGCGUCUACAUCCUCAUCUCGAACGAGCUGUACGAUAUCAUGUCCCCUCAGGCUCAGUUGAACUGUCGACAGAUCGAUAGAGCAACGGUAAAGGGAUCGCAGGUUCCCUUGGGUCUGUACACAGUGGAUUUAGAUCCAGGGCGCUUGUCGGUCGUGCGGCACCCUCUCGGGACAGGUGGAGGAGCUCAGAAUAAGUCUCGUCUGCGACAGCAGAGGACUCUGCAGAAGCAGAAACUGUGGUCUUCGCGUACGUCUAUCUCUGCGUUGUUUGAGACAGACCCGGACAUCGUGACAAUGAGGGAGCACUUGACGAAGGAAUUCCUCACGACCUUUCGACGGGGGUUUUGCCACUACCAGGCAGGAGAGUGGCACCGCGCAAGAGAAAUCUUCGUCAAAACGCAAUUCAUGCUUGGAGUCGAGGACGUUCCUUCCUCGGUGCUCCUCUCGUUCAUGGCCGGACACGGCUUCGUCGCCCCCGCAGACUGGAUGGGAUUUCGAGAGCUCGUCGAAAAAUGA